GGGCUGCGCGCGCCUCUCGGCCGGGAAGGUUCGAGCCGCGGGAAGUGUGCGCCGCGGCGAGCUGGCGCGCGUCCGGGCCCAUGGGUCUCCAUGGCGACGGCGGGGACUCGGCAGCCCGAGCCCGGCCGAGCCGCUCCGGGGGCCUCCGCGGCAGCGUGGCCGUGUUCGCCGGCGUGGCUGCCGUGUUCACCCUCACGCUGCCCCGCUCGCUGCCGGGGGGAGACUCGGGGGAACUGAUCACAGCCGCACAUGAGCUUGGAGUUGCCCAUCCUCCCGGCUAUCCUUUGUUCACACUGGUGGCUAGCCUGGCAAUCACCCUCUUUCCAUUCGGUUCCAUUGCCUACAGAGUCAACCUUCUCUGUGGCUUAUUUGGAGCGGUAGCUGCUUCACUCCUUUUUUUCACCGUUUUCAGGCUUUCUGGCUCACAUGCUGGAGGAAUCCUUGCUGCGGGGGUGUUUUCAUUUUCUCGCCUAACAUGGCAGUGGUCCAUUGCAGCUGAGGUUUUUAGCUUAAACAAUCUGUUUGUGGGGCUGCUCAUGGCACUUACUGUGUGUUUUGAGGAGGCAGCAGCCGCAAAGGAGAGAUCAAAGAUAGCAGUCAUUGGUGCUUUCUCCUGUGGCCUUAGCUUGUGUAAUCAGCACACAAUAGUACUCUAUGUUUUAUGCAUUAUACCCUGGAUUCUCUUCAGACUUCUGAAAGAGAAGGAACUUGCCUUUAGCUCUCUGUUGAAGCUGACUCUGGCCUUCUCGGCUGGCUUGUUGCCCUAUGUCUACCUGCCAGUGUCGUCCUACCUCAAUCACGCCCGCUGGACUUGGGGAGACCAGACAACGUUGAGAGGGUUCCUGACACAUUUCCUCCGGGAAGAAUAUGGAACAUUCAGCCUGGCCAAAUCUGAAAUAGGAUGCAGUGUGUCUACAAUACUGCUUUCACAAAUAAUAAAUAUGAAGACCGAACUUUCAUUCAACAUCCAAGCUCUUGCAGUUUGGGCAAAUAUAUGUUUAGCUAGAAAGGACAGACGGCAGUCUUCAUUAAUAUGGCUUUUCACUGCGAUGCUCUGCAUUUAUUCAUUAUUCUUUGCUUGGAGAGCAAAUUUAGAUAUUUCAAAACCACUUUUCAUGGGUGUGGUGGAACGAUUCUGGAUGCAGAGCAAUGCAGUGGUGGCAGUUCUUGCUGGGCUCGGUUUGGCCACACUUGUGUCUGAGACUAACCGAGUGCUGAACCGCAAUGGGGUUCAGUGUCUGGAGUGGCUGUCAGCAGCUCUUUUUGUAGCUUAUCAAAUAUACUCAAAUUACAGCAUUUGUGACCAAAGAACCAAUAAUGUGAUCGAUCAGUUUGCACGAAACCUUCUGAACUCCAUGCCUCGUGAUGCAAUCAUCUUACUCAGGGGAGAUUUGCCAGGGAAUUCUCUCCGUUACUUGCAUUACUGUGAGGGGAUGAGGCCAGAUGUUUCCCUAGUGGAUCAAGAAAUGAUGACUUAUGAGUGGUAUUUACCCAAGAUGGCAAGACAUCUACCGGGAGUGCACUUUCCUGGGGACCGGUGGAACCCCGUGGAAGGAGUAUUACCGAGUGGAAUGGUCACAUUCAAUCUUUAUCACUUUCUUGAAAUGAAUAAACAAAAAGAAGCAUUUGUUUGCAUAGGAAUCCAUGAAGGUGACCCAACUUGGAAAAGGGAUUAUUCACUUUGGCCAUGGGGAUCUUGUGACAAGUUGGUUCCUUCAAGGAUUGUAUUCAACCCAGAAGAGUGGAUUAAACGCACCAAAAGUAUCUAUAACUGGACUGAGGAAUAUGGAAGGUUUGAUCCAUCUUCUUGGGAAUCUGUGGCCAAUGAGGAGAUGUGGCAAGCAAGGAUGAAAACACCAUUCUUCAUCUUUAACCUGGCAGAGACUGCCAAGGUGCCUCAGGAUGUGAAAGCACAACUCUACAUGCAUGCAUAUAAACUUUAUAAGGAGAUAGUGUACCUACGAGAGGAACACCCAGUGAAUUGGCACAAGAACUAUGCCAUCGCCUGCGAGCGGAUGCUGCGCCUUCCAGGGACAGACGCAAAGCCUGAAGUCCUGCUGUCUGAAACCAUCAGACAUUUUCGUCUCUAUACUCAGAAAGCACAGUCUGACCCACAGCGAGCAGACAUUAUAGCUGCUCUCAAGCACCUCAGAAGAGAACUGCAAAGUCUAAGAAAUACAAAAAAGGUCUGAGCCAGCAAACAGUGGCAGCCUGCAUGCUGUUCUGCUUCCAGAGUUGCUGAAAGCUUUCCUUCAAGAAAAGAAGUUGUAUCAAAAAAGUAGAAAUCUCAGUUAUCUCCUGGGUAUAAUAAUGUGUACAGUAGAAAUUAGCAUUUCCUUGAGAAGCAUUCAGAAACAUCUACAGUCUUUAUAUAGCAACUGUAGGUUCUAGAUGAGAAGGAACUGUCUCCACAAACCUAAAACAUGUCUGAGUCUUUUGAGGUCUGUAAUUAUUGGCAUCCAUUUAAAAAGGUAUUUUUUUAAAAAAUAAUAUUCAUUCCAGACCAAAGGCAUUUUCCAUUUGCUGCAAGUGAGAUGGUCUCUAAAAACAAUUCUUGGUAUACCUCAUAAGAAUUCCUUUUUUCUCUAGUUAACUAUAAUUGUUAGAGUCUGAAACUUUAUACUUUACACCAAGUAUAUGAUUCUUUUUUGAACUUUUGAGUUUUAUCAUCUUCAUUCUGCAGUCACUGAAAAGGAAAGCUAAUUUCAUGUUUGCUUAUUUCAUUUGUAGAAACAGGCAAAUGAAAGGGCAUUUAACAUGUCCUUAAUUAAUUUCAUAUUUAUGUUUUACUUCUAUUUAGAUUCACAGAUCUAGACCCAGUAAUUAGUAGGUAGCUGGCUGCCUGCAUGCACAAAGCGGUGUGGGCAAGAGUGGGGGUGGGAAGGUUGUUCAAUAAAUUCAUUUUUGUUACAGGCAUCUUUUAUACAUAUUACUAAAGGGAACAUAGUAAGAAAUGCAAAUAAUAAUAGUUCUUUAUUUUAUUAUGACAGUUAAUUAAUAGCAACCUGUUUUAAUGAAUAAAGUCACUCAGAGUCCUUCAGCACUUCCUAAGUAGAGGCCAGAAUCUGUAGGGAUUCUUUCCCCCGAUUGUAUAGCUCCUAGACUCCAAGCACUAUAUAGGCUCCUGUAUAGAAAUGCUCACUAAUGAAGAGGGAGGGCUAGAAGCUUGUCUGCAUUCAAAGAUCACUGGUGAGUCAUUCAGCAAGAAAAGGCCCCUUACCAGGAAUAGUCACAGUUCCGUGGCAUUGUACUAGCAAAAGGGUCUGAUCAAAGGUCUCCCGUGGAGCUUGCAUGGUUCCCUUUCAUACUACGACCAUAAUUAAAACCACUAAUUCUCUUUUAAAAUGCUGCAGGAUGCCAUGUAGGCAUCUGUCUGGAGUGUCCUUUGUGAUGUCAUAAGCUGUUAAGGACCAGUGCCGAGGGCUUUUGAGUGAAAUGCCAGUCAUGAAGGUGCUUCAAGACAAGGGUGCCUCUAAAAGCUUGACAGGGCCUUGACUGCACAAUUCGAGCUGAAUUUGCCCCUUGUCAGCUGCCAGUAAAUAAAUCUCAAAGGGGGAAAAGCUGAAGUUUCAUUACCUGAUCCAUGGGGCUUUGUUGGUUUUGGCAUCACACAGGGGAAGCUCUUGCCCCUCCAUUCUCUGGGUUUGAAGAUGUCCAUUGGAGCCUGCAGUGCCUGGACAGGGUUCAGAGCGGAACCUUUUGAAGAGUGUCAAUAGUUGUAACAGUUCAGCUGUUAGGAAGACAAAUACAUGGAGGAGCUCAUUAAUCCGCUUUUGGCUCUCGGUGCCUUUUGCCCUUUUAUCACAGCCUUAUUAGGCUCCUGCUCAUCUUGAACCAGAAAAAACUGAAUUGAAGUUGUUGAGUACUAAUUGGCAAAGACUUUAAUCAUGGGCCAAGAACUUUCACUGACUUGAAAGUAACUUCUCCACAGGGAAGAGCCAGAAACCUGGUUUACCUUAAAACAAAAACCUGUUGGAGCUCAGUGUGGUGUGAAAAUUGAAGGAAGCCUCGAUAAAUUGUCUAAGUCUAUGCAUUCGAAAAAAUAUGUAAGAUUAUGAUUUUCACUGUUCUGGGAGGACAAUAAAAUUCAAACAUUUCUUAAGAAA
Molecule: messenger RNA, 4106 nt
Organism: Phodopus roborovskii (desert hamster)
Lineage: Eukaryota; Metazoa; Chordata; Mammalia; Rodentia; Cricetidae
Gene: Tmem260
Product: transmembrane protein 260
Exons: 16
Coding region: 81-2192 (703 amino acids)
Source: RefSeq, a predicted model, not a curated record